UGAUCAUGUAAAACAGUGUCUCCCUGCAGUGAGCCAGUGAGUAAACAUGCAGUAAUGUCCAAGCUUUCGGGUCACUCUAACCUGGCAGCCACACUGUCUGAUAUUUGUACAGCACAAUAACAGGUCAUUCGUCAUGAACACAGUGAAGCGCAGACUGAACAAGUGUCAGAUAGGACUUCUGCCCAUGGGUGCAGGAGCACAGCAAAAACUCUCUAAGCAUCGCUUCUCGGCUCUGAGGAUGAGGCACAUCAUGCGCCGCUUCACUCGGCCGGCCUGCCUGCUCCUAGCCUGCCUGUCCCUGGCCCUACACCUUCUCCUGGCUGUCAUCUCCUUGUCGGUCCUCCAGUUGACCUGUGACCCCCUCUCUGCCAUCACCCCCAAAGCUCCCAGGAUUUUGCCUGAUGCCGGUCUCACCACCCCACGGGCUGGACUGGUGAAUCCAGCUGGGGUCUUCUCAGGCCCUCUUACUUCUUCUGGGCUGGGCCACUCCAAACUAGCCGCCCUCUUUGAGCACCCCCUGUACACUCUGCCUCGGCUGGCACUGCAGGAGGACGACCGGCUGCUGCGGGUGAAGGCACGGCUGCAGGCCAGUGAGGUGGACAGCUCGCAGGAGUGGGUGAGCGACACUGAGGAUGGCUAUGACGCCACCCACUGGAACGACAGUGUGGAGUCCCAUCCAGCAUGGCUGCGCUUCCACUUGGGCAUCUCGCGCUGGGAGCUGUAUGACGGGCGGGACCCAGCCCUGCCGGCCCUCAUGGAGCAGCUGGCCACACACCGCAUCGUCAGCGCAGUGCAGAAGACGGGAGGCACGCAGCUGAAGCUGGUUAUGUCCUUCCCCAAUUAUGGCCAGGCGCUCUUCAAACCCAUGAAGCAGGACCGGAAUGAGGAGACGAACCCCAACCUCUUCUACUUUUCUGACUUUGAGAGACACAACGCUGAGAUUGCGGCCUUCCACCUGGACAGGGUGCUGGGUUUUCGGAGGAUUCCCCCGGUGGUCGGGAGGCUGAUCAAUGUGACCAAAGAGAUCAAGCAUAUUACCACGGACCGCAAGCUGGCCAGGACCUUCUACACCUCCCCCGUGGGUAACGUGUGCUUCUACGGCCAGUGCUCUUACUACUGCUCCCCGGAGCAUGCCAUCUGCGGCUGCCCCACUAACCUGGAGGCCUCGCUGGCUGCCAUGCUGCCCGACCUCUCUCUGGCUCCCCGGCGAUCCUGGAGAAACCCCUGGAGGCGUUCAUACAGCCGCAGCAAGCUAGCGCAGUGGGAAAAGGAUCCAGACUUCUGUGGCACUGUGAAAAAGACUCUGCCGUACAACAAGGGCACAAGACUAGUGGACUUGAUUGACAUGACAAUACUGGAUUUUUUAAUGAGUAACAUGGACAGACAUCACUACGAGACCUUCGAGAAGUUUGGGAAUGACACCUUCAUCCUAAUCCGUCGCUCCACGUUCCUGCGCCUGCGUCUCCUGUCACUGCCACAAUUCCGACUCAGUGAUGUCAUGCGAGAGUCCCUCACCCUGGAUCCCCUGGCCUCAAUGGCCCCCCUCCUGUCGGAGCCCCACCUCAUCGCCCUGGACCGACGCCUGUCCACCGUUCUGCAGGUUGUGAAGCAGUGUCAGCAGCAACACAGCACAGUAGAGGCGGUCAUCUUCGACGACCUGAGUGCUCACAUCGCUAACAGCUUUGCAUCUGGGCUGCAGAAAAAUACUUCAAAUGAUCAAGAGCCUUGGCGCUCAUGAGAGAGGUUACCACUAAAUACUGGAUAUGUACUCUAAAGCCCUAUUCAGACAGGAUUCAUUUAACAUGGGCAUGUAAUGUAAUUGAAGCAAUUGCAGAUAAAAGCCAUAAUUUUAAUCCAUUUCAAAUUUGGUAUGUUUGUAAUUCUGGAGCCAAGUACCUUUUGUAUUUCUGUGAAAACAGAUCUCUUUUACUAAUAGUGGUCCUGUCUGAAUUGUGAUCAGGGUAAUAAGGUUGUAUUUGUAAAGAAAUGCCUCUUUUUGUAAUGUGGAAACAGCACUGAACCAUUCUGGCAAUGAGCUUCUAGAAAAGGUUCAGUUCCUGUUGCUUCUCCCAAAUACUGCGCCAUCUGCUGGGCAGAUUUUAGAAUACACAAAAAUGUUAAAAGCCAAGUUUACUCAAUGAUGUGACACCAGGCCUUGGAACUAACUGUUGUCAAAAAUAUAUAUGAAUAAAGAAAACAACUGUA
Molecule: messenger RNA, 2205 nt
Organism: Paramormyrops kingsleyae
Lineage: Eukaryota; Metazoa; Chordata; Actinopteri; Osteoglossiformes; Mormyridae
Source: RefSeq, a predicted model, not a curated record